Messenger RNA from Porites evermanni, 16673 nucleotides. The record is from the annotation of a GenBank genome assembly. Lineage: Eukaryota; Metazoa; Cnidaria; Anthozoa; Scleractinia; Poritidae.
UUAUCAAAUCUGCAAAUUAAGGCAACAGAAAGCAAAACAGGAUUAGAUAAUGUUAGCUCUGCAAGUUUAGUUAAUUAAUACAUUUAAUUUUUGCUACUAUAUUUGAAUUUUCCUCUUAUGUGGCUUUCCUUAAUCUUUCAUGUUCAUCAAAUCUCCAAGUUAAGGGAACAAAAAAGAAACCAGGAUCAGAUAAAGUUAGCUUUGUCAGUUUAUGUUUUAACGCAUUCUGCUUCUAGACUCGUUUAGAUUUCGUUUGUUAGGUCGCUGUGGGAAAAAAGAAUGAAAUUGAAUAGUACAUAGUUUCAUAGUUAUUUAUGCGACUGUCAGAAACAGUCGUUUUUCCACCUUCAUCACAUACAUAUUCUGUUUAACCCAUUGACGGCCAUGCCAGCCAAAACCGGCUGUACAAGAGUACACUGCUUUAAAAACAUUCUUAAUCGCGCGAAUAUUGCCUUAACUAUCAGUUGUGAUACUGGGUAGAAUGUCCCUCAAAAUGGGAUAUUCAAUAAACGCAAAAAGGUCAUCUCUUUUUGCAAAAUAUCACCUUUUGAAUUUGGACAAGAACAAAAAAUCAUAGAAAAACGACAAAAAUCACGUUUUUUUGCCUUCAGGAUUUUUAUAGAAAUCAUCGCUAUAAAACCAAAAGUCAACAUUCACAGUAAACUUCAGUCCUUGUUCAAGCUUAGAAAUGCCUUUUUCGUUCUUAUUUGUUUCUCGGGCCGAGAUACAGCCUUUUGUUCUAGUGCAUCCUGGUCUUGCCUCGAUCUUCGACAUCACGAUUGCACUGCGUGCUGGGAAAUAGCCAGUAUUUUGACAGCGCCACUCCAACCUACCACGGGAAUGCCGCGCUUGUUGUGAUUUUCAGUGGUCGAAAAUUACAGAAUAUCCCGUGGUAGGUCAAGAAAUCCACCAGUAGUCGAGUCCCAAAGCUACUUCAUUUAGGAGCGGCCAUUUUUCCAGUUCCUCGAGCAACAAACCACUUCUUUGAGACUCUUAGCUUCCGCCACGCUUAAUGAUGCUCAUCAAAUAGCCACUAAAGAUGAGAAAUGGUUGCAAGCUUACCAAAAAUCACAUACAAACCAAACUUCAGCUGUUAUUAUAGCUCAGCGAAGCAAAAAGACUACGUUAGAAAAACGUUUCCAGAAAUGUCGAGCCUUCAGUGUUUUAGAACAUCAUCACCUUCCAUAGUAACCCCAAAUACGGAUUCACGAAAUCCUAUGGAUUGUUUUUAUGUAGAAAAUCACUGGAAACCGUAAAAAGUCCCGUGCACCAAUGGGUUAAGACAAUAGGUGGGUUCACACUGGACUUUUCAAGUGCACUUGAGACUAACUUGUGUGUGAACAGGUCCUAUUUCACUUGACUGAUCUUGACUAGUCGUUCUUAGUUGCCACAGAAACUUCAAAAACCACAGAAUGCCGAAGUGCGCUCUCAAGUUAGGUCAAAUCCUUUCUUGAGACUGCACUUAUCCAAUUAAAGCGUCGGAAGUUUAUUAUCAAACUGUCAAUCAUCUCAAGCCAAAACUUUCAAUCUCAAAAGCGAGCAAGCGAGAAAUAAUGUUCGAGAAUACUGAUCUCCACAAAAUGUAAAUGUAGGUAGGCUGUUCUCGGUUCUGAUUCAUGAGCUGGUUCAGAAAUUUCACGAUUUCUUUUUUUCACUAUAUUUGACAGAAACAACGUUACUGUAAGACUUAGCUGUGGAAAAGAAGUGACUUAUGUUUCACAAAGAGCGAUUUGCCUGUUGUGCGUUUUGUUGGAUGCAUUUUAUUCUUUUUUCAACUCGUUCAAGCCAUGUUUUCUGUGUCCACCUGCAGCAAUAGGCAUUUACAAGAUGAGACAACCUCAAGACUCAUGAAAGAAAUAGAAAGCCACCAGAUUUACUCAAAAGAAUUUUAAUGGAACAAGAAAAGUUCAUACGAAACGGUAGUAGCAGCGGAGCUCUAGCGCUGCUCUAGCAAAAUACUCGAAGCAACGAGCUCAAAAUACCGGCAAGGAGAGCUUUUAGAACACAAAAGAAGGUUUAUCCUGCUUCGAUUACUUCGAUGAAACCAUCUGUCGCAUUGUUAUUCUUUCAUUUUGGCACAGUUAAAGAAGAUUGUUGUCAAUAAACGGAAAAUCGCCUUUUGCAAUAGUUCUACGGCUCUAGUCUUCGCGGCCGCUUUAAUUGAACACAUGUACGGCAGCGUUUUCCCGAGCUAUUAAACUCCGAGAGAAAGAUUAGUUCCAAAACUGGAACAAAAGUGCUCAUCUUAACUUUAGUGUGAACGCCAUUUCUUGGCAAAAAGCUGAGUGCACUUCAAGUGCUUUUCGAGUACACUUGAACUCAAGUGUACAAGAACAAGAAAAUUUCCCAAAUGACUUACUUUCUAAUGACUUACAAGACAUGUACAGAACCAGUGCAAGUCAUAAUUCUAUGAAAAUAGUGCAUUUUUUUAAAUUUUGUGCAAGAGGUAUUAUGGCUCUUGUUUUGCGCUAGUAAGUUUUGAAAAAACCACAAUUGCAAUCCGCUUCAAUUUUUUGGUCACUUAAUUUGGUGGCAGUUUCCAUUGUUGGAAUUUUGAUAAUUCCUUCUCACAGCCCCCGGUGUGGGAGCAUAGUACUAAAAGUUCAGUGAAACCUUUUAGUAUGGUCACCUUCUGUUACAGACAGUUGUCAUAUUCUUAUCAUUUUGACUUAACUGUUUUCAGGAAACUUUCCGGGACCGUCUAACCGUCUUGUUCUUUUCUUUUCUUUUCUUCCAGACAGAGACAACAUUAAAAGAGGGGAGAUGUUUACUAGAUAUGGAAGAUGUAAAGGUAAAUUGACUGAUAGUAGUUUUCAAGAAAGCCAAUAAGUGAGGCCCUAUGCUUUAAAAAACAUUUUACCUUCAGAUCGGCAAGAAUUGCGAUGACUUUAAAUGCGGCACAUUUGUCAACAAAAAAUCUUGAGAGCGUCUGCAUUUUAUUUUGUUGUGCUAGCAGUGUUAGGAGAAAAAUACCACGGAGCCCUAGGUUUUACUUGUCGGUAAACACUCUUGAAGGAACUGCUUGAAUUCCUCACAAAAUAACAAAAAUAACCGUCCAUUUGAGUAGUUGGUGAUUAAAAGAUUAUUUUAACUGUCAAGGAUUAUUUCAUACAAAAAGAAAAAUGAAAAAAAAAAAAAAAAAACCUUCUAUCGCAGAAGCACUCCAUAUAGCCUUCAUCUAGACGGAGACCAUUGUAGACAGUCGAGCCCUCAGUGCGGUCAGUGAUGACGUCAACGAUUACGAAUCACUGACGCCGAACCACUUCCUCAUCGGACGGCCAUCACCCUACAUGCAGCCCACCCAGUCAAUUUGAAAAGCGCGAAUUUAAUAGCCACAAGGAAUGGAGAAUAGCCCAGGCACUCGCGGACGCAAGGAGAGCCUACCUUAAACCCGUCAAUCCCUUCCUAAUGGAAUAAAGAACAGCUAAACUUAAAGGAAGAUGACUUUAUCGGGUCACAGGAGUCUCACAUUGGUCCCUUGAUAGAGUUCUGAAGACAUUUUCAGGAGAUGAUGGGAGAGUGCGAAUGAAGUGAAAGACACCCAACGAAACUUUGAUGCAGCCUACCGCAAAGUUGUGCUUGGUGGAAAAAUCUGCUUCAUAGAAUGGACAAUGUCGAACAAUGUUUUACUAAGAACGUUUGUAGUGUAGGAAACUUUUACUUUAUUGCUUGUAUCUUAGCUUGUCGUUCAUCUUAUGGUCUUUCUGGGGAGGGAGAGAAGAUCAAGUGGAGCGGCCGCUGGCUAUGUUAUUCGUGGUAAAUUGUAAAAUUUCCGUGAUUACCCGCGAGGGUAACUCGGGAAAACGAGGUCAGUAAGAAUUAAAAAGUUGUUGUUGCCUUACAAUAGUCUCGACAACGAAUUUGUUAAUUGGACUAACCACCGGGGCAGUAAUAACUGGCAAAAGUACAAACAAUGGACUAGGUCAUUCGCCUAGGCACAUCCUCUUUAAGAACAUCACAUUGUGUCGAUUUUCCACUCUAAAAGUGCGAAUUUACUCCCUUUAUUUGAUUUUUGUUUCAGAUUGUAGAAAAACAACUUGGUAACCUCGUUAUGGAUAUCGGGAACGAAAAUGAUCCUGUAUUUAGGCUCGAACAAAUAUUGGAAAAAAAAGUGGAGGUCGUGCUUCUAUGCUGUUCCAUCGGGGCAAUAACUAUUUACUUUAUCGUGCUACUAGUCCUAAGGUUAGUUGUUGUGUUGCUUUUAAGGAAAAACCAGUGCCUUAUCAUAUCGAAAAACUCGUCCUUAGGUUCAUGAAAAACCGUUGACGUGAUCUAAAAUGUUAAUAAUUUGUUUCAGAGUGGAAAUCACAGAAAAGAUUUUCGUGCACGUAAAUAUGCUACUUUCGCUGGGCAUUGCACACCUGGUGUACGUAUUGGAUUUUACAGUGUUUACCAACAGAGAAGAACAUCCAGUAAGUAGUUUAUUUAUCAUCUUGAAACCCAUACUAGGCCUUUUUCUAUGGUCAUUGACAGGUGGGAGGCCAGGGCGAGUAACAUUCUUUGAAAACUGCAUAAUUAAUUAGAUUACAAAGCCAGAAUCCUUUUUUGUCAUUCAAUAUUAAAAUAUUCUUUAUACCUUAAAAACAGCUAAAAUUCGAAAAACAAACGAACAACAGAAAAACCAUUCUUAUAUCGAUUGAUGUUUAGUUCUCUUCAUUUGCCUGAUCCUCCUCAAUUUCAGGAUAUAAAGGGAUUUUUAGCCUUCAAAUAGCAGUUGCCGUACGUCUAGUUCUUUUUUUGCUGUUUUUGCUAUGUUUUAGGCAGUAGUCUGGCUAUUGUUUCGACAUUCUCUGCCUUUAGCCUGGGCAAAGAUAACUGUGUCAUCGUUUUAAUAUUUGAUAUGUCAGCUGCAUUCGACACAGUCGAAAAUCACAUAGUGCUACAAGACUCAGUCGCCGUUUUGGAAUCAAAGGAAAGGCACUGGCUUGUAUGUGGUCCCUGGUCUGGUCGAUUUUACUCUGUGAUGUAAUUUUCGGGAAGAAAAUGAGGUUUCAAUACAAACGAAACUUUACGAGACAGUGUUUAUUGAUCUGUUUGCCUUCUUAAGCUCGAUUGGAGGUUUUCCUGAUGACUAGCGAAGGAGGUAAAAUCAAGUAAAGGCAAACGUAGGUGAAUUUUGUUCUGUUAUUUGUGUUUUUUUUUUUAUGGCCCCUUAAAUUGGAUAUAUAUUGAAUUCAGGCAUAUACGAUUAAGUGCGUUUAAGAAAGCCGUUAAUUUUUGGUUACAUUAUUGCGUACAAGAAAUGUUCCUUCCACUUGCAACAAAAAAUGCGGUAGAAAGUUUGAAUUUUGAAACCAAAAUUGUAGAUAAUAUUCUAAAGCAAAUUUUGCGUAAUAGGUCUUUGGUCCGGCCGCCGGACGAUAGGAUAAACCAGCAAAAUAAUGAUUGAAAAUGGAGAGCCUCAGAAAGUACAGUUUUCUUUUCGUUUAGUUAUUAGGAAAUUAAGAUUCAUGAGUUAAAGUGAGGAUCUUUCAACUUUGAGUCACAUUUUAAAUAAAGCACUUUCAUUAAUUGGAGUAAAUGAUCAAAAUCGCGUACAGCGUAUAUUCGAUCCUUCCGAUUGGUUCCAGUUACUAUACACUGUUUUUCCGAGUGAUGUCCUCAAAAGUUAUGAUUUGUCGUAUCCUUUUUACGCCGAUGACAGCCAGAUAUACAUGCCCUUUCACCGUCACUGGUGAACCUGGGUACUCCAAAUCUAAACGUGUAUCCUUGACACCAGUAGUUGGAUGAGAGCCAAUAGGAUCAAACUCAAUAACGAAAAAACUGAGCUUUUGGUGCUGAACGCCUUUCAUUGCCCCCUUAGGCAGCUAAGCAUCGUUUACGCAAUCAGUGAAUAAAUUGUAGCCACUAACUCGGCUAAAACCAUCGGUUUUUGGUUUGAGAUCAAUCUACAAGCAUGUGAAAUUUCUCUGCAAGACAUCUUUCUGCCAAUUACGUAACUUGGCAACUAUUAGAAGGUUCCAAAAGCACUGUGAAAUUCUCUUACAUGCCUUUGUUACAGUGUACUUCCGCUAAUCAAUCAAUCAAUCUUUAUUUGUACUCACUCUUGCUCAAAAAUGAAUUACAACAAUGAAAAUAUUAAAAGUAACUCUCUUUUAUCUGGUCCAUCUGGUCUCCUCAGCAUCUGUUGCAAAACAUAUUUAAAAUACUGCGGCCAGUUCCCUCACGCACCCAAACAAAUACGACCACGUUCCCCACAUUUCUUUCUUUUCCAGCAGAUAUCUAAAACGUCUUCCAAAUCUGGUCCACCCUAGCUGGUUACAAAGAGUUAGUCGGGGUAUUUGAGCCAAUCAAAAACGAGAAAUAUUUUGGAUGAGAUGGUAACAAGUAAGGUUUAAAUUUCUAAAAUUCGGAUAUGUACACACUUUUUUAUUGUCUUUUAGGUUCUCUGUUCGACUGUUGUGGUAACUCUUCAUUUUCUGGAAACAGCUCUGUUUACCUGGAUGUUUGUGGAAGGGAUAAACCUCUACAACAAGUUGGUCAAGGUUUUUUCGAUGCGAAAGCAAUACUUAGCUUUCGCGGCAAUAGGAUGGGGUGCGUUACUUUUCUUGAUACUUCUAUUCCAGUCAUUUUGUGGUUGGACCCGGAACUAUAAAUGCAACAGAAGCGUUCUCUUCGCUAAUUACUUAGGAUUAGACUAAUAUAUAGAUUUAGCCAGGGCUAAAAGCGAAGCUCUCAAUAAUAUUUAUAGCUUGUUGAACAAAAUAUCAAAUCGUGUAAUGCUUAGUGGCGAAGGCAAUACUGGAGAAUGGUGAAAAACAACAAUAGGUCUAAUUGGCAAAAAAAGCAACUUUGCACGUGCAGCACACUUUUUUUGUACAUUUCUUUGCCGUUGUUUUGCACGACUGCAACGUGAAACUUCUGAUUGCUGCCAGAAAACUACAAAAGUUUUCUGGCACCAAUCAGAAGUCAGAACGGCGGCGACCGUUUGGAACUGGUCUGGUAAGACAUUGUCCCUAGGGGUUCUUCUCGCCGUUCUUUACUUUGCUUCGUGCCAUAUUUUUCCGCCCGUUUAGACUUUCCCUCGCCCCUACUAUCUGCCCCUGGGUCUCCGAGGAUGGUUAUGCACUUGGAUCAAUAUAUAUUUUAAGCUUAAGUCCGGAGUUAUAUUUUGGAAAACGGAUUUCAAAAGCUCUUGAUCUGCAUACUGGCCAAGCUUACGACCAGAUACAAACCAUAAGCUGUCAACUCCCUCCUCUGAAUUAGCUGAAUUUUUUUCAAUGUUAGUUGACAUACUGGCAAACAACACACAGUACACCACAAACUGUACCAAUUUACACCCAACACCCAACACCCACCAGUGACCCACUGGCGAAAGUUAAACUUGUCUUUUGUACGUCGUCUUAAUCAUCAAUUACCCUAAAAUCUCCACUGGGUUUGCCCCCAAAAAAUAAUUAAACGAAGCCUUUUAUUGGUUUUCGGGAUUUAAUUACAGAAUUACAGGUCUAUGCCCAAUACAGUAUUAAAAUGCGGUAAAGCAAAAAGAUUCAAUGCUCACAGUCUCUCAUAAAUACCUGUCAUUUAGCUUCCUCUUUCAACGCUACAGCUAAGCGAACUUUGAGAGGAAUGAUAUGGGGUUUCACUAGCUCUGAAGAGCUGAAAGUACGCACAAAGUAUAAUACAUCCUUUGGUGAGCCUCCUAUUGCUGUGGCUAAACUCCUCAAUCUUGCUGUACACUCGGCCCUCAAAAGUGUGACCGGCGGGAUGAUUGCCCGUAAAAUUUGCUCGACGAUAGAAAGGAAUCUUUAAAAUUCAUUACACCACUGGUCAUUUCAUUCCAAAAAAGUACUUAAGUGUAGUUUUCUAUGACAAUAGGAAUCUUAAAAUCGCCAAAUCCAAGAAAUCGGAACAGUAUUUCCGUGAUAAAAUCGAAAUUUUUAUCCCUCUUCGAUGAAAACUUUGCUCAUCAUUUUUAAAGUCAUUGACGCGAGACGUGACGUCAUACUGGCAGGCGGACUGUACCACAGAUUUCCUUGGAGACACCCCCUCCCCCCCCCCUUAGUCAAUGUCAAGGGUAAAAACGUUUCAAAUCGCCUCACGUUUAAAUUAAGUAACGGUCCUGAAAAGAUAUUAAAGUGUAUAAAACGAUAGAAAUAUAAUUUACACGGUCAUUAUGCAGCUAACUUUGUUAAAUCUAAACUUUCAAGUAUUCUCCCUUGAUAUAUAUACAGUCGAGCCUCCACUAAUGUCCACCUCUCUACAACGGCAACGGCCACUUAAACGUGUGUCCCCAACCGCCAAAAUAACUUCUCGACAUGGGCCAAUUUUUUUUUUUUCCAAAGACAGAUGAAAAAGUCAAGAAUGGUAAUGAAAUUUGAUCUGCAUGGAACGUUUGAGAUCAAUCGGGGCAAUCGUAUUUUCAUUUUGUUUCAUUUAUACUGCUGCAGUAAGCUUAAAUAGUCUAAGAUAAAUGUAGCGAAUGUUGCGAACUUUGCUCGUUUUGUCACGUCAACAUUUUGAUUCAAGACAUAAUUCAAGCUUUUUGAGUAUAUAUUAAAUAUGAUAGGAUUACUAUGAUUACAGAACACAGUAAGCAUGAACUUAACACAAUAACUGACAUGUUGUACUCCCUAAAAAAUGUCAUAUAAUCACCCCCACCUUCCCAUAACGGCCACCUCUCCACAACGGUCAGUUUCUUCUGUACCCGGCCAAGGUGGUCGUUUUGGAGAGGUUCGACUGAACACUCAAAUUCCUUUAAGACCCAUGCAGCACGCAAUAACAACUUCAAUGGAUGCCCAAACACCCUAAAACAAGUAAACAUGCUAAUGAAAUGAGAUUGAUUGUUACUUUCUGGAAAAAAUUACGCUGCAAAAGAAAAGUACGUUUUGUUAACAGCUCUUGGCCACCAUAAAUGGAAUGGAUAUGAAAAGUUUACACCCUGAAAAACCGUCAAGUUUCAUUAUCAUUAAACAGUUAACUUGUUUCUCAUUUGUUUGUGUCGAUUCAUGUUUCAUAAUAACACUCAAACUGUACAUUGACUUAGUUUUAAGCACGCGUGAUAUCAUCAGUAUUCAGAUUGCAAGUCAAAUAUUCAACGAGCCACUUACUUGCUCCCUUAGGUGGGGAGAGGUAACAUAUUUCUUCAAAGCUACGGAUUUGCGAAAACCGUAGCACGGAAAGAGGUAGUGUCACGCCCAAAAGGACUUGAAUAUACAACAUGCAACAAACACAAACAUCCUAACUACUGCAAUAGGCCUCACUAUUAGGAAGAGAUCAAAACGGAUAAUGGGGCCCCGUUUAAUGGAUCGAAAUUUGCGAACUUUGCUCGGGAACAAGGGUUAAGACACCGAAAGGUCACCCCUGGGUGGGCUGAAGCUAAUGGUGACGUGGAGCGUUUCAUGCAAACCCUCAAGAAGAGUGCGAGAAUUUCUAAACUUGAAGGAAAAGCUAUUCGGGAGGGAGUGCAAACAACGGUUGGCAACUAUUGCGCCACGUCCCACCCAGCGACAAAGAAAAGCCCAGACAUGCUCAUGUUCGGUAGAGAGCUACGGAGGAAGCUACCGGAAAGGAUCGUACCUGCAGGAGAAAUUCCAUACGACCGAAUCAGACAAAGACCCAAUCAGAGACGUGGCUAAAAAGAAGCAGAUGAAAGAGUACCCGGACAAGAGACGGUACGCCUGGGAAAACCUUAUAGUGGUUGGAGACCAAGUUCUUUUGAAGCAGAGCAAAGCAGAUGUUCUGACCUCAGCAUUUGACCCCCGACCCUUCUCAGUAAUGAGGCGUGAAAGGAACUAUGAUCACCGUGAAAAGGGGUACGGAGAUUAAAUCGCGGAAUUCAUCCAAUUGUAAGUUGCUGAAGCACGCGAGGGAGGAUGAGUACGUCGCUGUGGAUUUAAACCAAGGUCUGGAUGCAUCCCGCGCGGAAGAAACUGAAACCAGAGAAGAUUUGCGUUUGCAACCCGGCAACCUCGGCGUAUCCAGUGAAAUGACAAUUGGCGGUCCACGGGCAAUACUGCAGUAAGCGGGCCAAGAAGAUCAGCGUAAACAAGAACGUGUACUUGGAACACUAUUUACAGGGAGUUUGAGCCACACUAGACAAAAAGGGGGAGAUGUAGUGUUGGGUCUCAAGGGACUUAAUGCAGGAUAAUUAUAUGCGAAAUGAGCGUGAACACUCUAACAAAAGAGGGACUAAAAGCGUAUGAUGUAACCGUUUAUUGAGCCCCAUUCGCGACUUUACAAGUAUUUUCCCAGGUAGAUAACCUAUUAAAACAUAAAAAAAUUGCCCUAAGUUGAUUUAUCGGGAAUGACGGCGUGCGGAUCUGACAGGAAAAAAUGGACUGUUUGAUGGAGAUAACAUCAACGCAAACAUCAACGUAAAUCAGAACGUCGUUUCUCGACACUAGCUAAAGCCGCCAUGGACAAGCGAUUUGUCAGCUUUUUGAAAUGAAAAGAUUCUUUUCGUUUAUUGGAAAUUUUGCAGCAUGUAUUGUAGAGAACGUUUCGACACGGGCUGAAGAGCAGCCGCUCUGCAAAACUUAUAGCCGGUGGAGUGAAUUCCGGACAAAUCAUUUUGCACGUUUCGACAAGGUUUCAGACGUGAGAUAAAGCCAAACAUUAAAAAACAAGAAAUUCCGCAUCAAUCGCUCAGCGUUUCAACCCCCUGUUAUCGUAAACCUUUUUUAUCACAGUUUCUGCAAUCGCCUGGAACGUGUUCUAUUGGAAAACAAAGUAAUUUUACAAAUCUGGUAAUCCAGGGGUAAUCUGUUAUACUUCUGUUUUGACGAGCUGUCAAUUUACAAAUGAAUCGAACCGUGAAAUAUCAAGGGGCGUUUUCCAGAAUCGUUGGGUUUGCCGGCAAGCGUGUCCUCUUCUCCCCUCCCCCUUCCACCUUCUUUUUUUGCUCCCGCUCUACCUUUCGCGCAAUAACUCGAUUGAAAACGCUUGGGACGCAGGCUAUAUCGGGAAGGUCUCAAAUGCUCUCAAGUUAUCUCGUUCUUAAGCAACUCCCCCUGCUAGGACUCUGUGGGACUUUUGAUAUGUUAUUAAGGACGGUUUGAUGAUGACAGUUGGAGUAUCCUAUGUUGCAAUUAGUUUCAGGUUAACCUACUAUUUUCUACAAAAUGAAUGGAGUAUUCAUGCGCUGAGAUCUUUCUCAGAACAUUUUAAUCAAUACACAAAAAGUUGUUUUAUUAUUAUUAUUAUUAUUUUCAUUUUGCCUCAUUUAAAUUAUAUAUAUACACACAAUUCAGAAAGAUGAUCCAAGGGAGCCCAUGCAAGCCAAUAAAACUUAAGAAAAGGACCACCUUUAAAAGUUAUAUGACUUACAGUGGGACCAUACGAACCGAGGCCACCGAGAUAAAAUUUUAAGACAAAUUUUGAAAGUAGCCAAUCACAAGUCCAGCUUAAGACAAUGAAAUUGCGCAUAAUUGUACUCAGUUCAAAAUACGUUGCGAACCAUUUUUCUAAAGGAUAUAAAUAAGGAUUUAGGAAGUUUGUAUAAACUAAGCUGAAAAAUGUUUUGACAACGACUGCGUUGGCGAUAAUCAAAGCCAGCAGCAAAAAAAUUUUGAGCAAUCCGACCUAAAAUCGAUGGCCGCUUCUUUCAAAAUUUGGGGUUUUCUUUUCCGCCCCAACUCUUCGUUGAUAGCUCUGUCAAAUCAUUCAAAUUGCGAUUCACUCGCUAAGAGUGGCCCGUACAUGUAGCUGUUUACCUUGAAACGAGUGGUCGUCGCCUAGUUUAGUUCGGAUUGCUCAAAAUUUCUUUACUGCUGGCUUUGAUUCCGGCCAACCCAGACGUUGUCAAAACAUUUUUCAGCUUUAUUAUAUACAACGUCACGAUUCUUUAUUUACAUCCUUUAUAAAAAUUGUUCGCUGGGUCUAGUACAAUUAUGCGCAAUUUGAUUGUUUUAGAUCUCGACUUGUGAUUAGCUUAUUUCAAAAUUUAUCUCAAAAUUUUGUCUGGGUGGCCUCGGUUCGUGUGGUCCCACUGUAAUUAUGAAAUAAAAUACUGGCAAGUGAAAAUAGAAAGCAACAUAUUCGGAAAAAAAAAGAAAAAAACGAACAAACAAACUUGAUUCCGUGCUCUUGAGCGGGACAUGAACUCACGUCUCUCUCUGCUCAGCUAGCUAGUCAGGUAUGCUUACUACUAAACACGCUGGUUACGCCACAGCGUAAAACCUACCAGUGACUACAGUCAAAUGAUACUAAGACUAGCGUGAUAAAAUUAAUUUUGAUUACAUUUAUUCAAGGAAUUCCAGCGGUCAUUGUAGGCAUUACAGCUGCCAUAAACCCCUCUACGUAUGACAUGAAAGCACCAUUGAAGGAAGUCAUAUGUGGACCAUUUAACUUUACUGGGCGUCCUGAGAGAGAAAGGUAAUCAACCACGUUAUAUCUUUUCUUCAAUUUUUCUCCGAUUACCUCUCUCUUUCUAUUGUUGUAUAAUUGUAUAUUUUAUCGUAGAUGUUGGCUCAAUGGAAGUACGUGGAUCUACAAAGGGCCAGUCUUGUUUUUUCUGUUGGUAAGAAUUGUAAAUAACGUCAUUUCUACUAUAAAUAAAGACUAUAAACAUUUACUCGUUUAAAAUACAAUACUGCAUUUUAUCAUUAAAUAAGUCGAACCCGCUUAACGGACACCCGCCUGAUACGGGCAGUUUUCCUUUUCCCUGGAGAAAGCCCUCACAAUUUCUCUAAAUUGAACCAGCUUAAUUAGUUUCAAAUUUCAACUAAUCGAUAAACUGACACCAUCAUAUGAAAGGUCAUGUUGAGGUUGGUAAUUCGACCAGUUUGGUGCUCUAAGGUUGAACAGGGAUCAAGUUAUGACUCUUGAAACAUAGUUAAAGAGCCAUACAAACCUCUGUAAUUUUGUGACAGCGUUCCCAAAGCCAUAUAAACUCUUUUAUUUAAACUAUAAAAUUCGUCAUGCAUCUACUACUUGAAAGGAACUAAUUCGAAAAUCCCUGUGUUUGCUCAUUUUUAGGAAUAUCACAGAAAUGGUGAAAAAAAUUAAGAGUUUAUAUGGUUUUGGGGGACGAUGUCACAAAAUUACAGAGGUUUGUAUGGCUCUUUAACUAUGUUUCAAGAGUCAUAACUUGACCCCUGUUCAACCUUAGAGCACCAAACUGGUCAAAUUACCAACCUCAACAUGACCUUUCAUAUGAUGGUGUCAGUUCAUCGAUUUGUUUAAAUUUGAAACUCGCCCCAGUUCCCUACGCAACUCCGAAAUGGCCAAUACGGACACUUGUUUCUUUCCCAAUCAACGAAUUCCAAGGAAAGUCAACCUCGCUAAUGCAAUAAGUGUGUGCUGUAAUUAAACUUUUCUUUUGGAAGGUAAAAAAUACCCUUUGGUGACAGCUUGCUGAUGUUCCAACGCUAAAGUACACCGUAUAGAAUCGAUUUUAGACGUCAAUUACAGACUACUUUGCUACUAAACGAGUUAUGCAGAGAACGGUGAUAGGACUUUCCUUUACAAAUAGGCAAGCUUUUCAAUUUAAGAAAAAUAGAACAGCUGAUCUGCACCAAUCAAAUGCCAGAAAAUACAAUAGGUAAUGCAAACUAGCCAAUCAGCACAAAGUCCCUAUGACAACGCGUCAAAAAAAGUCUCGUUAGCUGACGGCGGUUCGUCAGGGAACACUCUUUGAUUCUUGUAGCUGAGAAUGUCGUUUUUUUUAAUGCGGUUUUGUUUUGGCUUCUUGCCUGGGCCAUUUAAAAAGGAAAAUGUAUGAUCAAACUGAGGAAAGUUUGUAUAGAAACAUACAGCGAUUCUUGAAAAUGUACUCAAGCACUGAAACUUUGGACAACAAUAAAAAACACUGAUAUAGUUGCGUUUAGAUGUUAGCAUUACAAAACAAGCGGACAAAGUCUGCGGAAAUCGUUUGAGGUAAUGAAUGAAAUGUCUAUUUUUAAUAGCUUAGGUGUUUUUGUUUCAACUACAACUGCGGACGGGUUCGAAUGUACAGUAUUUCGUGUCUGUGACACGCUAAAAUAAUCUGGAUUAACUAACUAGCUAUAUAAUUGAUAAGUAAGAGGACUACAUGCUUGUCCAAUUUGGAAAUAAUUGAAUUAAAAUUAGACAAGGCCGUAGGCCGAGUCCUAUUUUGGCUGUCCUCGGAAUGUUUUUCAUCCAAUUAUUUCCAAAUUGGAUAGCACGUAGUCCUACUACAUAUACAAAUGACAUUAAUAGGGACAGCCCGUUGAAACGAACACUUUCAAUGGCCCCUUGUAUUAACCUAGGUUAGACUACCUUUUUUGGUAAAAAUAUUCUUUUCUCUCUAACAGGUAAACAUCGGGAUGUUUCUGAUACUUUUGCGAGUUAUUUUUGGAAAACUGUCCAAUAAAUACAACAAAGAGAAUGUUAAGUUUGCAAGGUACUAAUCUCUGUUUACUAUCUUAUCAGUCUUUUUGAGGACUGUGAAUGUGAUUCCGCUUAUGGUAAUCAUCGUAGUAGGGUUGUGGGAAAAAAGGGUGUGCCUGGGAAAGUUAAGAACAACUACAAGAACCACAACAACAAGCAUAAAUGGCAACAUGCAAAACUAGUUGGUGAAAUUGUUCCUUCUAUCUUUUUAUCUGGCACUUGAAAAAGCAGCAAGCGUACACGCCCAGUCUACAUCCACAGAGUCAUUUCGUUUCAACUGAUUACAAUACACUACAGUAUAACAGCUUACAGUCUUAUAUUAUAGUUACAUGUAUAAUGAUAAAAUGCGAGUAAACAUCAUUACUUGAAACAAAGGGAUCUUCAAGCGAAUAUAUUGCUUGAAAAUUUUGUCAAAGAUGAAAUCACAUAACGAUUCACCUUUUAAAGAGAUGAUUUAAAAUUUCGUUACCCUGUUUAUAAGGCAGGAGACCUAAUUUCUUGACCCUGAUUUAUGUCAUUUCGCAUACAGCCUUAAUUAAUUUUUAAACUAACAUAAUGGAAAAAAAUGUUGGUAUCACUCAAUCGCCAACUUUGGCUUACUGAAAAAGGGACCCUACUCAAGAAGCUAAAUUAUGAAAUAAUAUAUUACACUUGUUUAAGUCUCAAAAGCGUGAAAACCAUAAUUAUCCUGUUAAGCUGCACAAACCCGUUUAGGGCAAAGAAGGAAGUAUCCUAAAUCAUGAACAGAAUACCAUUCAGGUCUUCUUUUACCUUUUCACAGGAAAGGAUUACGGAGCAUGUUGGCCUUACUUCCACUGUUGGGUGUCACGUAUAUUUUGGGAUAUUUCCUUCAAGUCCACAUCGCCGUUCAGUACCUGUUUGUUUUGCUGAAUUCCACGCAGGUUUGUUGUUUACAGUAGAAUAGAUAUUAAUUAACCCGAAAUGUCAGAAAAUUGUAGCCAAUAAACUAGCCAUCUCGCCAUCUUGGUAUUACUUUCUAUGUUAAAACAAAAAAAAAAGGUCAUUCAGCCUUUCAGAAAAUGUGAGGUGCGAUGGAAAGUAAUUUUUACUUUCAUUUAGUCAAGAGCUGCUGUUACAGGAGACAACUCGAACUACAAAAUUAGAAAUUUUGCCCUUUAAGUGUCUUUCUGACGUUUUGCCGUCUUCAAAAGGGUGUAAUGAAGCUUUCCCUCCCCAUUCCCCCAUGCAAUGUUGUGCCGCUAUUUGCGCUAUCCCUUGGAGAAAACAAACACCCCAGCUUUGACAGGAGGAGAGGGUAUAAAGAUGGGGAGGGAAUUUUUUUUUGUCCAAAGUUACCUCAUUUGAGGACAUUGUAUCAGCAAUUUUGUCGCUAAUUGUAGGUAAAACAAUUUGAGCAACGGGCACCUACAACUAAUGGUAAUUAGUUAUGGAUUAUCAAAGCAAACGUCUCUUUCGAUUUACAAACAUGCUUCUGAUGAGUAAGGAACUUAUAAUCGGAUUAGAAUCUUUUGUGGCCUUAAUAUUAAUCUCAACCGUUUUUACGAUCUUUCCUUACUUACUAUCCAAUUACAGGUCCGCUUUUUUUAAAUGUUUCCAUGUCGACGUACUACUCAGAUCUUAAUGAUAACCGGAAUUUGAUCGACGGAUUCCGCAUGCUUUUGUCAAUUGAAGUCAAGGAAAAUGCCCACAUAUGAUUUUUUUUUCUGUUCACAGGGAGUCACUUUUACCAUUUUUCACUGCGUUUUUGACGAUCAGGUAUUUGGUUAUAAAGCUCAGGGUAGUUUGUGCUACUGUUAAUGAUCAUUAAUGAAAGAAAAAAGUAAAAUUGCCUGAAUUAGAGGACGCCUGCACUAAUGUAUAGAUCUUGCAAGAGCUAAAAGCGAAGUCUCCGUUUAUAUACUUAUAGCUAAAGAAAUUUAAUUUUGAUCCACUAAAAAGAAAUCUUGAAAUCCCUUCUUAAUAACUUUAUGAGCCCUCCAUUUACCCUUUGAGGGAGGGCCUGAGUGAUAAAGAAAAAAUAUCCCGCAAACACACCUGCAAUGAAAAAACUCUCCCAUCAAGCUAAUGAAUGUACCUCCUCGAAGCAAGACUUUCCUCGUACAAUUGAGAUGACAACUUGCUGCCAUUAAAGAAUGCUUUUAAACGUAUACAACGCAGUUCUUGAAAAGGAUUCAACAUGCGUUUAUAAACGACGGUGUUGGAUGAAGUCAGUGGAACCCUGGGAGUUAAACAUGUUCGAUCCGCAAUUGAUCAGUUCCUAACAGAUGGGAAUAGGUGAUUCUUUUCUAUUAUUCUCGUUUUCCUUCUCUAACUGUCUGUCGCUGUGACUUCAGAUUACUGAAGGACUGAAGAAGCUCUGCGGAAAGAACACUGUACCACAAAAGCCAAAGAAAAAUCCAAAG